Messenger RNA from Aspergillus tanneri, 354 nucleotides. RefSeq names its product mitochondrial 37S ribosomal protein uS13m. Gene Ontology annotation, cellular component: ribosome; mitochondrion; small ribosomal subunit. The record is from RefSeq and is a predicted model, not a curated record. Lineage: Eukaryota; Fungi; Ascomycota; Eurotiomycetes; Eurotiales; Aspergillaceae. Gene Ontology annotation, biological process: translation. Gene Ontology annotation, molecular function: structural constituent of ribosome; RNA binding. The coding region runs from base 1 to 354 and encodes 117 amino acids. The transcript is spliced from 4 exons.
AUGGUCUUCAUCCUCGGCGUGAACUUCCCCGAGCGGAACCUUAAAUCGCUUGAGUCAUUCUUUGGCAUUGGUUGCCACACCUCGUCGCGGCUCCUUGCCCGGUUCCACGUCCACCCGACAUGCAAGGUUGGUGAGCUGGCCAACAAGCAAGUCCUCGAUAUCACUGCUGCUCUAUCCGACAUGAAAAUCGAGAACGAUCUCCGGAGAUCAAUCCUUGACAACAUUAAACGAUUGAAGGAGACGGGUACAUAUCGUGGUAGGCGUCAUGCUCUAGGACUGCCGGUCCGGGGACAAAGAACAAGGACCCAGAUCAAAACUGCUGUCAAACUCAACCGUAUGGAAAGAAGGCUCUGA